UGGCGCAGGAGGACGCAGGCGGAGUCGGGGCCAUGGCGGAGAGCGACUGGGACACGGUCACGGUGCUGCGCAAGAAGGGCCCGAGCGCGGCUCAGGCCAAGUCCAAGCAGGCAGUCUUAGCAGCUCAGAGAAGAGGAGAAGAUGUGGAAACCUCCAAGAAAUGGGCAGCAGGGCAAAACAAACAGCAUUUUAUCACUAAGAAUACAGCCAAGCUGGACCGAGAGACAGAAGAGUUGCACCAUGACAGAGUUUCCCUUGAGGUAGGCAAAGUCAUCCAGCAGGGUCGACAGAGCAAGGGCAUGACCCAAAAGGAUUUGGCCACAAAAAUCAAUGAAAAGCCACAAGUUAUUGCUGACUACGAAUCUGGAAGAGCAAUCCCCAAUAAUCAGGUUAUGGGCAAGAUCGAAAGGGCCAUCGGGCUUAAGCUACGUGGGAAGGAUAUUGGAAAACCACUCGAAGCUGGUCCAAAAGGGAAAUGAAAACAAAGCCUCGAAAUCAGUUUGUUCAGACUGAUCUCGUCUGGCUGAUUCUCCUUAACCACCAGAAUCUCUCUUCGUAUUGCCAAGCUGAACAAGAGGGUUUCAGACUUGCUUGGGGGGGAAAUCUGCAGAAUCUCUACCUGCUGUAAAAAGGCAAAUUUAAAGAAGCGAUUUUCCUGAUUUUGUUUUUCCUUCCUCCUUUCCAGAGAUUGAGGAACUAAACCCAAAAACACUGCAUCUAACUUCGCCAGAAAAAAAUAUGCAUCUUGGUGUUUUAGAAGCAGCUACUGUUAAGACACUUGGGUGGUCUGAAGUGGGAUCAUUUAAUUGAAUCAGCUUUGGGGGUGGGUGGGAUAUAUGUAACAGUUUUGGAGAGGUGGGGGUUAGUCAUGUCUGUAUUGGAAAUGAGUGACUCCCAGUCACUGCAUCACAAUGACUCUUUGUUCCUUCCAGCCUGUUUUAAAGAGCUCUAUAAUAAAGUUUGAUACCCUUCAGUUGAAUGGCAUAGCCACUCCUUGGAUCUGCCCAUUGGUACUGUUUUCAGUCUUCCAUUGAGGAGGGUCUUGCCUUUCUGACUCCCUUUUAGGUCUGGCCAUAUAACUUAGUCUUGUUACACUUUCCACUAGACCCCAUGGCUGCUUUCACAGCUUCUGGUAACUUACUCUUCCUGGGUUCUUUGGCUCUAGAGAUUGGUGAAGUGUGGUGCUAUCCACAAUGAUCUGUUCUGAACAGCCUUGAUUCGAGUCCCCUGACAGUGCUGAUUCCAGCUCUGUGUAGCACAGUGAAAGGGUGACUUGAGAGCAGUGAGAUGGGAGUCCUAGGUUCUAGACCCCAGAGCAAAGACUGGAAUCUUUUAUUGUCGCCCCUAUUGAAUGCAAAAUGCAUGGGUAGUCCCCCUGAACUAGGUGCUAAGCUUCAUGUUGGAGCCUUCACCAGGAAAAUAGGUGGACUCUAGAGUUAUGUUCCAUCUUGCUGUCAUACUCUGCUGCAAAGAAAGAAAUGCCUUGACAGGAAGGUGGACAGUAUCUAUCCCAGCUAGACUAGCCUGUAAUCUGGAGGUUAAGGAAAUCUGAAGUUGAAAUGUUGUGUUGAAGAGUAUUGAAAUAAAAUCUCCCAUGUCAGCCUG
Molecule: messenger RNA, 1605 nt
Organism: Gavialis gangeticus (Gharial)
Lineage: Eukaryota; Metazoa; Chordata; Crocodylia; Gavialidae
Gene: EDF1
Product: endothelial differentiation related factor 1
Exons: 5
Coding region: 33-479 (148 amino acids)
Cellular component (GO): nucleus
Molecular function (GO): DNA binding
Source: RefSeq, a predicted model, not a curated record